This is a messenger RNA of Effrenium voratum, 2529 nucleotides long. The record is from the annotation of a GenBank genome assembly. Lineage: Eukaryota; Dinophyceae; Suessiales; Symbiodiniaceae.
UGAAGGACAGGAAAUUACAGCUAGACGCCGACAUCAGCGGAUGUCCUGGGGGGACUAGGUGACUAGGUGAACUUGUUGGGAUGCGUCUUUUGUGACGUGCCAUGGCCGAGCCAUGCCGGGAAGCCUGCCCGGGCCACCCGCCAGUCUGCCAAAAGCGCCGACUCCGGGGCCAACUGAAAGCGGAGGGCCCAGGGCUCUUCCCCUGGGGGCCCUGCCACGGAUACCGAAGCCUGAGCCGAAGCUGGAGCUACCAGAGCCUGAGCUACAACGGAGCAGUAGCAACGAAAGCGGAGAGCUGGUGUCUGCCGUCAGCUCUGUGACCAAGCAGGCUGAGAUCACCACUCCACCUUCUGUCUUGCUGCGCUUGCCGGCCUGGGAUGCUGGCUCUCCCUUCCGACCACCAAUCUUUUGCGGUCCUGCACCAGCCGAGGUGGCCGGGCGAGCUGGGCCAGAUUCUCCGCGUGAGGCCGGUGCUGGCCAAGCAGUCGAGGCUGCGGUGAAGGCCAAGGAAGAGCCAGUUGCCGUGGAGGAUGGUGCUGGCCGAGCAAGCGAGGCUGUGACAAAGGCCAAGGAAGAGGCAGCUGCUGUGGAGGAUGCUGCUGGCCAAGCAAGCAAUGCUGUGGCAAAGGCCAAGGAAGAGGUAGCUGCUGUGGAGGAUGGUGCUGGCCGAGCAAGCCAGGCUGUGGCAAAGGCCAAGGAAGAGGCAGCUGCUGUGGAGGAUGCUGCUGGCCAAGCAAGCAAUGCUGUGGCAAAGGCCAAGGAAGAGGUAGCUGCUGUGGAGGAUGGUGCUGGCCGAGCAAGCGAUGCUGUGUCGAAGGCCAAGGAAGAGGCAGCUGCUGUGGAGGUGCCUCCUGCUUCUGUUUUGCAGGGAGCUGCCGCCACAUCUUCAGAUGCUCCAGGCAGGCCUCCCGCCAUGACGUCCCAGGCAUCAGUGCGAGACGAGCCGAGCGAGCACACGGCGGAGGAGGCAGAGGAUGCUGAGUCAGGCUCUGGCGACUCUGAUGCUACCGUCAAAGAUGGCUGCGAUCUGAAUCGCCAUGCGGAGGAUGUGGCUCGUUGGACUGCCGAAGCACCGGCGGUUCCUGCACAGACCACGCCUGUGGUUGAAGCAGAACCCCGAAGGCCAAGGCGCCAGCGGGUCACCACUCUGCCUCCAACGGCACGAGCAUCGGACCGCUCGAGCCAAGAGGAGGUCCAGCGAGUUUUCCAGCAGAUGAACGAUCGGCGGCGCCGCAUGGCGAGCUUGGAGGAUUUGCGCGCCUACCUGGGUGAUGGCCUUGGCUUCGGCCAGGCGGAGAUCGAGCGCUUUUUCGAGCGCACAGCUGACCCGCAGACUCAUGGAGUGACUGUCGAUAGCCUUCUUCGCAGCUUCAGCCACUUGAAUCCGUUCCAAAUCUCCGAGCGCUCUGGGGAGCUCAUUAUCCGCAAGCCUGGCUCGCUGCACGGUCAACAGGUGAACCUCGAGGCUCUUGAAGACUGUCAAGUCUUCAUUUGCGACACCUCCGCGCAAGUCUUCAUGGACUAUUGCUCGAAGAGUUGCGUCCUGCUGGGCCCCUGCCAAUCUUCCGCAUCCAUCCGGAACUGCGAAGACUGCACGGUGUGGUGUGCUGCACAACAGCUGCGGACCAGAGACUGCAAGCGCUGCACCUUCUAUUUGUACACCAAGACGGCGCCCAUCAUCGAGUCCUCCUAUGAUCUGACCAUCGCUCCCUGGUGCGCCAAGUACCCUUGCUCUGGCGCCCACUUCGACAAGAUGGGCUUUGAUGUGACCCGCAACAUGUGGAACGCCGUCUUCGACUUCAGCGGGGAAAAGGACCGGCCCCACUGGCGCAUCCCCGGGCUGCAGGAGCUAGAGGAGCUGGUGGUGUCAUUGGAUGGCGAGGGGCCCCCAGAGAACCGCGCCUUGGCGGUGACCCACGAGCGCCUUUGCGCCGAACCUUUGCAGUCCGAGGAGUCCUGCGGCCAGGGCCUCGCCAUCCCCCAGCCCCGGCCGCCGCUGCCUUCUCCGCCCGGCGACGACGCCGCGGCGGUUUCGCGCACGCGGCGGGUGGUGGACCAACCAGGCAAGACCUCACCAGCGAUCACCGAGAUGGAGGAGUCUUGGAUCUGCAGGCACUGCACCUUACAGAACUCCCCAGGGGAAGCCUCUUGCGCUGCCUGCAGGCAGCCGAGGAUUGGAGAGGGAACGCUGCAGAGCUUCUGGACGUGUCCCAUCUGCACUUUGCAAAACAGCACCAGCCAAAGUCGCUGCGCCGCCUGUGGUCACCGCCUUGCCGUUGCACCAAGCGCCGGGUUUUCAGCAACACAAGCGUUCAGCGAGAUGAGCACGGAGCCGCCAAAGAAGUCUGGCUUUUGCUCUUUCCUUGCGGAAGCAGUGCGGCCAUUGUGCAUGAAGUCGAAGGACAUGACCCGUACAUGAGGCGCCCGGUGCCGCGUGAAGAAGGCCAAGGCUAAGAAGGAGCAAGGACUCGGCGGAGGACAAAGAACCUGGGUGAACUUGGACGUGCUUCAACAAGCGCAAGAGAGCAC